Molecule: messenger RNA, 542 nt
Organism: Cydia strobilella
Lineage: Eukaryota; Metazoa; Arthropoda; Insecta; Lepidoptera; Tortricidae
Exons: 3
Coding region: 72-461 (129 amino acids)
Source: RefSeq, a predicted model, not a curated record
UUUCCGAUGCAGUAUUAAAAUCCCUAACAUUAAAAACUACGUAGGUAUAUGUAUGGAAAUUGAGUUUCAAAAUGAAUGAGCCAUUCAGCUCUAACGCACCGGAACCGAAGAUAGUAGGUGUUUGGACCGAGGGAGCCCGCACUGAGCCGAAAGAAUUCAUAAUUCCGAAGAAUUUACCAGAGUCCAGUGAUGAUAUACCAACUAUACCAGACCUGGAUGACUUGCAGGAUAUUCUGGAAAAGGAGAUAGCCAAACCACCUCCCUCGGACCGCAAAGACAGCGAAACAGUGAACACCCUGGCUGCCGUAGGCGACGGAUACUCGGGCUCCGCGGAUGGAGUGGAGGCCGCGCUGGCGGCACUGCGCGCGCGUGUACCCGCGGUCCAGUCAGCUCCUGAUGCUGUCUGGACCAUUGACUCACUACUAGCACAAUUGGCCGAGGAGGGGACUGACCAGGAAUAGGAAGUCAAUUGCAAUACUGUUUAUUUAUUCUUUGUCACCAUUGUAUGUCCUCAAGGAAAGGUAAUAACCGCUGUCUUUUGC